Molecule: messenger RNA, 1952 nt
Organism: Cinara cedri
Lineage: Eukaryota; Metazoa; Arthropoda; Insecta; Hemiptera; Aphididae
Source: the annotation of a GenBank genome assembly
CAUCAGUAUAGCGUCUGCAGUUGUCAACAGUUUGUCAAAAACCAAACACUGCAGUUUCUCAGUUAACUUGCUAAAUUCCGAUUAAACUUCAUAAAAUGGUCAAUCUAUUCCAGGUGAGUGACAAAAAACAACAAAACUAUUACUAGCACGUUAAAAAAAUAUUUGUUAUAUACAUGUAUACACCAUAAUAUUAAAUUUUAAACAACGCUACGAGAAAAAAUAUAGUAAUUGUGUUUUAUUGAAGUAUUCAAUUUGCAAAAAUAAAUUUAAAAAGACAUUUAUUAUCACGUAAUACCAAUAUAGUUUUUAAAUUAAAUAUCCAUUGCUAUAUUAUAAUUAUACGGAUUACCGAAUAUUUCAGUAAUUACCUACCAGCCCACUGUUUUACUAUUGUAAAAAGUAAAAUUACACCGAUUCUCGUGAGAUUAUGAGCAUUUAAUCACUAUAAUAUUAUUAUAUUGAUUUAUUGACCAAUUUCUAGAUCGCUGUGGUCGUUUUGAGCGCGCUGACGAUACUGACAAUGGCCGAACACCAAGCUACCUCAUUUGCCUACUACCAUCCAAUAUUUCACCACACCAAACAUCACGGACACGACUACUACGUACGUAAAAUUAGUUGACUGCAAAGUAACUAAUAUUUUUUGACGACAUUUUUUAUUUUUAAAAUAGUAGCUGGUUAUAAAUAUGUAUCGGUGAUCACUCAAUCAUCGUUAUAUUUUAUUCAUAAGUAAUCGUUCUCAAACAUGAUCAUAAUAAUAUGAUCACGCGCUGUGUUUUUAAAACCUACCAAUUCACGUUUGUUUUCUUUUGUUAGAUUAUAAUUACAAUAGUAUUGUAAAAUUUGUUUACCUAGACCAUUUUUUAAAAGAUAAGAAUAUAAACUCCAACAGUAUAAAAUAAUUUCUAAAUAUGUACCUAUAUAAUAUUUAAUGUGAAAUAUUGAAUAGAUAGGCAAAUCUCAUUAUAGGCUAAUAACUUUUUAAUCGUAUUAUCAUAUUCGGUAUAAAAUUCAUUAUAUUGGAGAUAUUUAUCUAAGAGGACAGUUCAGCGUAAUAUGCCAGGAGUGACUGACAUCGCCAAGAUCUAACCUAAAUUCUAUUGAAAGUCCACCGCUAUAAAGAUUUAGUUUUCAUAGUGAUAAUAAUAUUAUGUUUGUAAUUCAUUUUUCUAAACGAAUUUAUCUGCACCGCAAUCGCCUCCCAAGUACGUAGUAAUCAGCUUUACCGAUGUAUUAUUUUAUAAUGCAUUAUAAUGAUAAGUAAUGGCGGAUUUCAAUAUCCACCUCGGUUUUUCUUGUAAAAUGCUGACUUCAUUAUAUUAUUAUUGAGAACUUAGUUUAUCUGGAUUAAUAUCCAGGUAAUGCAAUCAGAUCGAUUCCUCUAGUAGAAAAUAUAGUUUCUGAAUACGUAAGACGUAGGUGCUUAUAUUUUAAAAGAGAAAUUUAGUAGAUAAUAUCUCUAUAUCCUUAUUAUAAGAUAACAAAUUACGGAUUAUCACAUUCAGUACAUGUACAGAAUAUUCAGAUACCACUAAGAUACUACUAGCUUGGGUUCGAUAGACAAUUUAACCCAACAAUGACUUAAUCAUAACGUUGUUUAUAACGCGUUUUUCUUACCGGAAUUGUUUCCAACGCAGUCACCGCCCAAGUACGAAUUCAAAUACGGCGUUCACGAUCCGCACACAAAGGACGAGAAAACCCAAUGGGAGAAACGUCACGAAGACGUCGUACACGGUGGCUACAGCUUUGUCCAGCCAGACGGCCGCAUUCGAAAGGUGACGUAUACGGCCGACAAGCACAACGGGUUCAACGCUCACGUCCACUACGAACAUCACGCUCAACACCCCCAACAUUAUGGCCACCAUCAUAACCAAGAUUCAUGAACUUCCCUAUUGUGAUUCAAUUGAUCUGUUAUAAUUUGUUUACAUGAUAUAUUAUGAAUUGUAAUAAUAUAG